Molecule: messenger RNA, 4335 nt
Organism: Meriones unguiculatus (Mongolian gerbil)
Lineage: Eukaryota; Metazoa; Chordata; Mammalia; Rodentia; Muridae
Gene: Ppp6r2
Product: protein phosphatase 6 regulatory subunit 2
Exons: 26
Coding region: 631-3489 (952 amino acids)
Cellular component (GO): cytosol; nucleus
Molecular function (GO): protein phosphatase binding; protein phosphatase regulator activity
Source: RefSeq, a predicted model, not a curated record
GGUCCCUGGAGCACGCGCGCGCGUGCGCGCGCCGCCGCCAUUUUGGAGCGAUCUAGCCCGCGGCCCCGAGCCGGUCCCGAGCGGGUCUCGAGCCUCCCGCCCGCUGCUCCCGAGUCUGAAGGCGCCGCGCUGCGGGGCCGGGCCCAUGUGCGUGCGGCCCGCUCCAGGCCGUCCGCGCUUCACCUCCGCGAGCGUCCUGGCCUCCCUCGGGCCUCGGAGGAGCCGCCGCGACCCCCAGCCUGCGGGGCAGGUAAACGAGCCAAAAUUCUUUCCUGAAUGAAAACAUCUUUUUUUAAAGUUGCAUAUACACAAAAGAAAAACGCCAAAUGGUUUUUAUUUUGUCUGAAUAUAAGGUUUAAACAAGGUACUGCCAUAGAAGUCUCUACCGCAGAACGUUCUGUUGGACUCUUUCAUGGAACUGUAGGAUCAUAUGGGCAGCCCUUGUGUUUGAACCGUACCCUCUGUCUUCCGAUUCUGUCACCCUGGGAAAGAAAGAAGCAGAACCUGAGGCUCCUUUCAUUCACUCAUUGCUGGGAUCAAUGUCCAGGGCCAAGGCAGUUUUAUUUGUAUGGAUUUCUGUUCACUGCUGCAGUAUAGAGGUUGCAGAAUCCCUUAAGCUUUGUGGCCAUCAUGUUCUGGAAAUUUGACUUGAAUACCACGUCCCACGUUGACAAGCUCCUCGACAAGGAACAUGUGACCCUGCAGGAGUUAAUGGACGAAGAUGACAUCCUGCAAGAGUGUAAGGCUCAGAACCAGAAGUUACUGGACUUCCUGUGCCGGCAGCAGUGUAUGGAGGAGCUAGUGAGCCUCAUCACACAGGACCCACCCCUGGACAUGGAAGAGAAGGUCCGAUUCAAAUAUCCAAACACAGCCUGUGAGCUUCUGACUUGUGAUGUGCCGCAGAUCAGCGACAGGCUAGGCGAGGACGAGAGUCUGCUGAACCUUCUGUAUGACUUCCUGGACCAGGAGCCACCACUCAACCCUCUGCUUGCCAGUUUCUUCAGCAAGACCAUUGGCAAUCUUAUCGCAAGGAAGACUGAACAGGUGAUCAUGUUUUUGAAGAAGAAGGACAAGUUCAUCAGCCUGAUGCUGAAGCACAUAGGCACCUCAGCUCUCAUGGACCUGCUGCUGCACCUGGUCAGCUGUGUGGAACCAGUUGGUCUCCGGCAGGAGGUCCUACAUUGGCUUAAUGAAGAGAAAAUCAUCCAGAGGCUUGUGGAAUUGAUCCAUCCCCACCAGGAUGAAGAUAGGCAGUCAAAUGCUUCUCAGGCACUCUGUGACAUCAUCAGGCUGGGCAGAGACCAGGGCAGUCAGCUGCAGGAGGCUGUGGAGCCAGACCCCCUCCUCGUAGCAUUGGAGUCGCAGGACUGUGUGGAGCAGCUUCUGAAGAACAUGUUUGAUGGGGAUCAGACGGAGAGCUGCCUGGUCAGUGGGAUGCAGGUGCUGCUUGCCUUGCUGGAGCCAAGGCGUGUUGGAACAGAAGGCUUGGUGGACUCCUUUUCUCAGGGACUGGAAAGGCCAUACUCUGUCAGCAGCAGCAUCCUGCAGGGCAUCGAGCCAUGGCUGAAGAAUUUCCAUCAGCUCCUGCUCAACCCGCCAAAGAAAAAAGCAAUCCUGACCACUAUUGGUGUGCUAGAGGAGCCCCUGGGGAAUGCCCGUCUUCAUGGUGCACGCCUCAUGGCUGCACUGCUGCACACAAACACGCCCAGCAUCAACCAGGAACUCUGCCGUCUCAACACCAUGGACUUACUGCUGGACUUGUUUUUUAAGUACACCUGGAAUAACUUUUUGCACUUCCAAGUGGAACUAUGCAUAGCCGCUAUUCUUUCCCACGCUGCUCGGGAGGAGCAGGCAGAAGCCAGUGGAUCGGAUGGCAAGGCGGAGCCUCUGCGGGGGAGUGGAGAUGGGAAUGAGAAGCUGGAGACCCCUCCAUCCAGCCAUCCUUCAUCCAGCCUUCCUGAGAACAUGAUGGUGACCCAUCUGUUCCAGAAGUGCUGCCUGGUACAGAGGAUCCUGGAAGCCUGGGAAGCCAACGACCACACACAGGCGGCAGGUGGUAUGAGACGUGGGAACAUGGGCCACCUCACGCGGAUUGCCAAUGCAGUCGUGCAGAACCUGGAGCAGGGCCCGGUGCAGACCCACAUCAGUGAGGUCAUCCGAGGGCUCCCUGCAGAUUGUCGUGGGCGCUGGGAGAGCUUUGUGGAAGAGACGCUGAUGGAGACCAACCGGAGGAACACUGUGGACCUGGUGAGCACUCACCACCUUCACUCCUCAAGUGAGGACGAGGACAUUGAGGGUACUUUCCCUAACGAGCUGUCCCUUCAGCAGGCCUUCUCUGAGUACCAGAUCCAGCAGAUGACAGCCAACUUUGUGGAUCAGUUUGGCUUCAAUGAUGAGGAAUUUGCAGACCAGGAUGACAACAUCAAUGCCCCAUUUGACCGGAUUGCAGAGAUCAACUUCAACAUUGAAGCGGAUGAGGACAGUCCCAGUGCAGCUCUGUUUGAAGCCUGUUGUAGUGAUCGAAUCCAGCCCUUCGAUGAUGAUGAAGAGGAGGACAUCUGGGAGGAUGAGGAGACUCGAUGCACUGCCCGGGUGAUGGCCAGAGCCAGGUUUGGAGCCCCGCAUGUCUCAGAAAAUUACUCAAAGAAUGCCUUGGAUCAUGGAGGCCAGAACAGGAAGGCUGGCUCAGCAGCAGCUAAGAAUAUGCCUGGAUUAGCCACCCCUUCACCUACACAGAAAGAAGGUCCUCGCUCAGAGAGUGAUUCAGCAGGUACUACAUGGACAGCAGUUUUUGAUGAGCCAGUGAACCUAACGUCUGCAGCCCCAGCAGCUGCAAGGGAUGUGGGUUCUAGUGUAUGGGCAGCUGGUCCCUCCGCUCCAGAGGAAAAAGGCUGGGCCAAAUUUACCGACUUCCAGCCUUUCUGCUGCUCUGAGUCAGGGCCCCGGUGCAGCUCUCCUGUGGAUGUGGAGCACAGCCCUGCUGUGGGUGGCCAGAGUCCAGGCACAGAGAAAGCCUUUGGUCCUACCUCGCCUUGUGCCUGGAACGUGUGUGUCACCAGGAAGGCCCCACUGGUAGCCUCCGACAGCAGCUCCUCUGGGGGAUCUGACAGCGAAGAUGAUGAGAAGGCAGCGGCGGGCAAUGUAGAAGCUGUGUGCACAGGUCAUGGUGGAAAGCCCUCCCCACUACCCAGGACAGAGGAGGCUGCUGCUGGCAGGGCUGAGGGUAACGACAGCACCGUGUUAGCCCCUGCCUGCUCUGCAUCUUCAGAAGUGACCGUCAGUACCGCUGUGGCCACCACAGCGCCAAGCAAGGCAGGCCCUCCCACAGCCACCGUAGUCUCUUCUUCAGUGGCUAUUGCAGUCCCCCCAGGGCCAAUCAUGGCAGUAACCACAGCAGCCCCAGCCAUAGUUGCCACCUUGGGGACAAUGACAAAAGACAGGAAGACAGAUACCCUGCCAGAAGGAGCUGCCUUAAAUGGUCCUGUGUAACUGCUGCCGCCCAGCUAUGGCCCGCCCUGGUCAGGCUGCUUCCUUAAUCAAGAAAACUACCUGGUGAUGCAAAUUUUUUUAAUUUAACUUUAAAAUAAAUGCUGCAUUUGGUAAAGAUGGCAGUGGAACCAGUUGGAUGACCCAACUCCUGUCUCUCCUGCCUGCCUGCCCUUGGUCCCGUUGGAAGACAGGACAGCCCUGGUCACUGCCGGGUCCAGGUCUCGGUGUGGCAGUGAGGCGCCUGAUGUGCAGUUUGCACCUGCAGGAGUUGGGGAGGGAACAAGAUCCUGGGGUGCCAUCAGAUGGGCAGGGAGGGCGAGACCUCCAGGCUCUGGUUUCACUUGUUUGACGCAUGGAGGAAAAGCCGUUUUUUUGCACUUUGUACCCAGCUACAGUACAGGGUCUCCCUUGGCUCAAGGCAGAUGAGAAGGCCUGAGCUGGAGAGACCUGAUCCCCACAAAAGCAUGGGGGUCUGGCACUAGUUUGGCCACAUGAGGUCAAAACAGUUCUAGCUGCCCAGGGGGUCCUGGGAGCUGGCAUUGAAUCAGGCUGCAAAUUUUGACUGCCUUAAAAACAAAAGACCCUCUGGACCUGAUGGAGUUGUCUCUGCUCAGCAGGGCAGACUGGACACUUGGUUGGGUGGUUGGAGGUGCCUGGUAGUAACCAACAUCAGACAUGUGAGAGUGGACACAGCAGGGCAUGAGGAGGCUCAGAUACAGUGCGGGCCCAUAUUGUCCAGGAAGAGUCUAAAAAGUCUGUUGUCUUUUUUUUUUUUUUUUUUUUUUAAAUGUUCUGACCUUCUGACAGGGCAUCCAACCCCCAAUAAAACGUAUCAUUCUUACUGAA